This is a messenger RNA of Carassius gibelio (silver crucian carp), 1468 nucleotides long. RefSeq lists its product as uncharacterized. The record is from RefSeq and is a predicted model, not a curated record. The transcript is spliced from 3 exons. Bases 84 to 1427 code for a protein of 447 amino acids. NCBI's taxonomy places the organism in Eukaryota, Metazoa, Chordata, Actinopteri, Cypriniformes, Cyprinidae.
UUAAAAAGUGCUGUAUCCAAACAUGCAAACAGGUGUGUUCACUAUUGUUUUUUUGUUCAACUUACAGACUGAGGCACUGGACAAUGACAUCGGCUGUUCUUCGAAUCAUUUUGGGGGAGAGCAGCUGCCAGAGAGUGGUUUUUCCAUCUGGCUUGCCUGAGUCUGUGACUGAACUAGAAGAUGCUGUGAGGAGUCAAUGUAAGCUACAGGACCCCUUUCGUCUGCAGUUUAUGGACACUCUUUUUGAUAACCAGUUUAUGAAUUUGACUUCAAUGAAUGAAAUUAAGGACAAAGCCACAAUAAAAAUAAUAAACAUUACUGACUCCCUCUCACCACUGAAUGCUACUUCAGCUGGCACAAUGAACAGUUCAACCUUUGCCCCAGGACAUUCCGAAGUCUCUGCAUCCAUUUCUUCUUUCUCCUCUACCAGACGAUCUUCUUGGCCUGAAACAUUCUGCAUUCCACCAUUUUCAUAUGAUGCAGAAUUUAAGCUUGAACAGGCAAACAGUGUCUUCAGAGAAAAUGGAACACUGCUUAUUCCUGAUAUCAAGCUGAAGUCAGAUAUACUUGAGGGGUUGGUCCAAAAAAUUGUUCAAUACAAGGUCUAUGUCACGGACAGAGAGUUUGAACAAGUGGGAGAGGCACUCAUCAAGAAGCAUCCAUGUUUAACAGAAAGGGGCUCAGACACUGGGUAUGGGGGUUGGAAAGUGAGCCUCAAGUACAAAUUAUCUAACUAUCGCACACAUCUCCGAAAACUUGGAUGUCCUGAAGUUACUGUAAAUUCUUUAAAGCAUAAGCCAGAUGGGAAAAAAAGCCCUGCCUACAAUGUAAAGAAGCCCAAGAGAGGUGAAGUGCACUACUGCCCCUCCUAUUCCCCUGGAGAGAACGACCAUACUCUGGAGAUUGCAAGAGUUGAGCUUCUUUCAGAUGUGAAAAAAAACAACAACCGAGAGACUAUUAAAACUAAAAUGCAGAGAACAUUUGCACUCAGGAGACAAGAAGUGCUUCGUUGUGCCCCUAUGAUCGGGGACUUCAUGAUGAGAUGGCCAGCUCUCUUUGAUGUCACUGAGGUGAAUGCAGAGUUCAAGCGAAUCACAACAGUUCCUCUACAGUCAAAAUUUCUGUCACAGCUUGACCUUCACUAUGAAGGCUUUCUGAAGGUUUUUGAAAGGCGACCAGGGCAACAAGGCAGAAAGCUGAAAGAGAUGAUGUCAACUGUAGUUGAAGAUGACAUUGAUGCAGCUCGUGAACUUGCCAUCAGAGGACUGUGUAUUUAUCUUAAUGAGGACCCUAAAGAUCUCAUUCAGGAGUAUGUGGUGAGUAGUUAUAGCUUAACUGAUGGAAUCUGUACUAUGUUCAACAAGAAACACAUUACUACAUCUAAAAACCAUGGUUUCAUCAAAUAUGCACAUUGCAACAUAAAUUAAAAUUAAUUUCAUCCACUAGACACGUAGCUAUAAUUGUUUAA